This is a messenger RNA of Zootoca vivipara (common lizard), 4182 nucleotides long. It is a transcript of the gene PLOD3, whose product is annotated as procollagen-lysine,2-oxoglutarate 5-dioxygenase 3. Gene Ontology annotation, biological process: peptidyl-lysine hydroxylation. Gene Ontology annotation, cellular component: endoplasmic reticulum. NCBI's taxonomy places the organism in Eukaryota, Metazoa, Chordata, Lepidosauria, Squamata, Lacertidae. Gene Ontology annotation, molecular function: iron ion binding; L-ascorbic acid binding; procollagen glucosyltransferase activity. The record is from RefSeq and is a predicted model, not a curated record.
CCCACUACGUUUUUUUCUGGUUUCAUGGGUGGGCGCAGCGGGAAUAUCGGGACCCCACCGCCGCAUUCCCCCCCAAGGAAAGUGGAGGGGGGAGAAAUAGGAAGAGGGUUUCCGAUCUCCCCUUCCACCUCCCCCUUCUUUUUCCCAGCUGCAGGGCUGUUGCGGGGAGGAGCCUGACGUCGGUCCGGCCCCGCCGAUCACGAGAGCUGAAAAAGCAGCAGCCCGGGCGGGCCCCGCAGUCUCUCGCCUCGGUUCCCGGGUUGCCUCCACCAUGAAGCGGCAGAGAUGCGUCGUUCUAAGCGCCGCCGCGAUCCUAGCCACUCUGGUGAUGGGCGCAGCAACGACCAGUGAGGGAGAUCAAGAAGCCGUCGAUCCAGGCAAACUCCUGGUACUGACAGCUGCCACAGAUGAGACAGAGGGUUACCAGCGCUUCCUGCGGACGGCCAAGUACUUCAACUACACUGUCAAGACUCUUGGCCUAGGAGAAGACUGGAAGGGUGGGGACGUGGCUCGGACGGUUGGCGGAGGACAGAAGGUCCGGUGGCUGAAGGCGGAAAUGAAAAAACAUGCCAAUGAGGAGGACCUAAUUGUCAUGUUUGUAGACAGCUACGAUGUGAUCCUGGCAGGGAGCCCCAUCGAACUCCUCUGGAAAUUCCUGCAGUUCAAGAGCAACGUGGUCUUCUCAGCGGAAAGCUUCUGCUGGCCAGAGUGGUCGCUGGCUGAGAAGUACCCGCCGGUGGGCGUGGGAAAACGCUUUCUGAACUCUGGAGGGUUCAUUGGCUACGCCCCCACCAUCCACCGCAUCGUCCAGCUCUGGAAGUACAAAGAUGAUGACGACGACCAGCUCUUCUACACACGCAUUUACUUGGAUCCUGCCUUGCGGGAGAAACAUAAGAUCACACUGGAUCAUAAGUCAAAAAUCUUCCAGAACCUGAAUGGCGCCAUUGACGAGGUAGUUCUGAAAUUCGAACAGACCCGAGUGCGCGCCCGGAACGUCGCUUACGACACCUUUCCUGUCGUCAUCCAUGGCAAUGGGCCCACCAAGCUGCAGCUGAACUAUUUGGGAAACUACAUCCCUAACACCUGGACCUAUGAGGGGGGCUGCGAAGUUUGUGAAGAAGGCCUCUUGGAUCUGUCAGGUCUGCCGGAAGAAUCAUAUCCACGCGUGCUUCUGGGUGUGUUCAUCGAGCAGCCCACACCCUUUCUGCCUCAGUUUCUUCAGCGUCUCUUGACCUUGAAUUAUCCAUACUCUCACCUCCGGCUCUUCAUCCACAAUCGCGAGGUGUAUCACGAGCCGCACAUCGAAGCCGAGUGGGAGCAGCUCCGUGGGGCCUUUGAGAGCAUCAAGCUUGUCGGGCCAGAGGAGGAGCUGAGCCAAGGGGAGGCGAGAGACAUGGCCAUGGAUCUCUGCCGCCAGGACCCCACCUGUGACUACUACUUUAGCCUGGACGCUGACGUGGUCGUGGCAAACCCGGACAUCUUGCAGAUAUUGAUCCAGGAGAACAAGAAGGUGAUCGCUCCGAUGAUGUCCCGCCACGGCAAGCUUUGGUCCAACUUCUGGGGGGCCCUGAGCCCCGAUGAAUAUUACGCGCGCUCAGAGGACUAUGUGGAAUUGGUCCAGGGCAAGAGGAUCGGAGUGUGGAACGUCCCCUACAUCUCUCAGGCUUAUUUGCUGCGAGGGGAAACUCUGCGCCAGGAGCUGCCCCAGCGCAACGUCUUCACCUUGGACGACACGGACCCAGACAUGGCCUUUUGCAAGACUGUGAGGGAGAAGGGCAUCUUCCUUCACAUCAGUAACCGGGACGAGUUUGGGCGCCUCCUUUCCACCUCCAGAUACAACAUAUCUCACCUAUAUCCUGACCUCAGGCAGAUCUCCGAGAAUCCCCUGGAUUGGCAGGAGAAAUACAUCCAUGAGAAUUACACUCAGGUACUGGAGGCGGAAUAUUACGAGCAGCCCUGCCCUGACGUUUAUUGGUUCCCCGUGUUCACCGACCAGAUGUGUGAUGAGCUGAUAGAAGAGGCAGAAAACUUUGGCCAGUGGUCCGGAGGGAAGCAUGAGGAUUCCCGGUUGGCUGGUGGCUAUGAGAAUGUCCCGACCGUUGAUAUCCACAUGAACCAAAUUGGUUUUGAGAAGGAAUGGCUGCAGUUCCUGCAGGACUACAUCGCUCCCGUCACGGAAAAGCUCUAUCCCGGCUACUACACUAAGGCACGAGCAAUCAUGAAUUUCAUGGUCCGCUACCGCCCGGAUGAGCAGCCCUCGCUCCGGCCGCAUCACGAUUCCUCCACUUUCACCAUCAACGUUGCGCUGAACCACAAAGGGAUUGACUACGAGGGAGGCGGCUGCCGGUUUAUCCGCUACAACUGCAAAGUGGAAUCCCCCCGCAAGGGAUGGACCUUGCUGCAUCCCGGACGCCUCACGCACUACCACGAAGGACUGCCCACCACCCGUGGGACCCGCUACAUCAUGGUCUCGUUUGUGGACCCCUAACACCAGCUCCACCCCCCUGGUCCUGGGGCAGUGAGUGGGCCGCGGUGGUCAACACGCUGGCAGGAAGAGACUUGUGGGGGGGCAGACGCAGGCGGGUCCUUCCUCUCCGGCUCGGCUGCUGCCUUCCUUGGUGCCUUUGAAAAUGGAGGGAAACAAAUAACUACGUCCGGUGCAGAUGGAUACAGUCCUUGCCUGGCACUGAACUUUGGGUCACCAUUAGUGACAACCUCCCCCCCCCCCCAAUAAUAUGUGGGUCAAAGAUGACAGGCUGUUUGUGCCUCUGUCUCUAACAAAACGUUGCCCGUUCAGGAUGUGUUUUCAGUGCCUCCCUCUCUCAGCGUGGCCCAGCCAGCUGGAGAUACCGUUGUUUUAGCAGUAGCACAACCAUUCUUUAAACAUUUUUUAGUUCCUUGCUCAAAUCAAGGCACCUCUGGGUUUUUUCCUACAAAUAUACGGACUACCGCUGCUGUUCUGGUUUUGCCCCAGGUCUUCACUCUGCCCCCUCCACCCACCUUUUCCUAUGAGCCUAGGAGUGUCUUUGUCACACCGAAGCUCCCGUCCCUGCAUUUUGUGAAAGAAUGCCUCUGAGCAACUGCAGAGUGUUUUUCAUCUAUAACUCCCGGCCGCAUGCGGUUGAGGAUCUAAGUGGAAGGUGUUUCUUCGUUUCAUUGCACCUUUAAAAACAAAAAAAAGCAGGGGGAGGAUGAAGAGAAAAAUCUCUUCUUACAGGCACAGGGUAAAAUCAGUAUUAAGGGAGAAGUAAGUCGUUCGCAACUGGACCUAACGGUCAGGGGUCUCUUUAAGCUAAUGAGAGGUCACCUAGUAACUCCCACAGAAGGGGAAUUUCAAGUUGACCUAUACUAUACAUUUAAAGCUGGUUGUAGAAUUUGAAAAGUCAUGGCUCCCUCCCAAAGUAUCCUGGGAGCUGUAGUUUGCUGAGGGUGCUGGGAAGUGCAGCUCCGGGGGCAAACUACAGUUCCCAUGGUUCAUUGGUGGAAGCCUUGUGCUUUAAAUAUAUGGUGUGGUCCUCCUCCCUCCACACAGCUACAGUUCCCAGGUUAGUUUAACAAUCAAUUCCUCUUCCUAGUGAACUCCGGAAAUCGGGUCUCUCUCUCUGUGUCUCCCAACAACUCUCAGCACCCCUAACAAACUAUAGUUCCUAGGUUUCUUUUGUGAGGGGGAGCCUUGGUUUAAAAAAGUGGUAUAAGAGUGCUGUAAAUGUUUGGUGUGGAUGUGGCCUAACCUCGAGGCGCAACAGCAACAGAGGAGAGCUUGCCUUACGCUGCUGCAGCAGGGGUCCCUAUUAUGCUUGAUUUUUGAAGUAUUUUAAACACUGUGACCAAGGCAGCACCUACUCAGACACACACACACGCACCCCUCUCGGGGCAUCUGCAAAGUGUGACUAAUGUCUUUUUAGCAGUAUGUGGAAAAUGUGGUGGGGAGGGAUGUUUUUUGCAUUUGUCAGCAUGCCUAAGCCAGGAACUCCCCUCCCCUGGGCUGAGGAGGGAAAGGCCUGGCUUGGCACUUGUGAGACAGGGGCCUUGCGUAAUCUCCCAUAAUCCUGUGGGCUUUUCUUUUUGGCCCUCAGCCUAGUCUGGCUGGUUGGGUGGACAUGCGUCGGCUGCUUCCUGUACAAAGCGUGCAUUAAGUUAUUGGCGUGGCUGUUCCACAGAACACCAAAUAAAUCUACCUUU